Molecule: messenger RNA, 3214 nt
Organism: Heterotrigona itama
Lineage: Eukaryota; Metazoa; Arthropoda; Insecta; Hymenoptera; Apidae
Source: the annotation of a GenBank genome assembly
AUGAAAGGGCGUACGACACUAUGGAACCCUGGCUGCGAUCAUGCAGGUAUUGCUACCCAGGUGGUUGUUGAAAAAAAACUCUGGAAGGAGGAGAAGAAGACGCGUCAUGAUAUUGGAAGAGAAAAAUUUAUAGAAAAAGUUUGGAAAUGGAAGGAGGAAAAAGGGAACAGAAUUUACUUGCAAUUGAAGAAGUUGGGCGGAUCGUUUGAUUGGGACAGAGUUUGUUUCACCAUGGAUCCAAAAUUGUGUCGCGCUGUUACGGAAGCGUUUAUAAGACUGCACGACGAGGGUGUAAUUUACAGAAGCAAUAGAUUAGUCAAUUGGUCCUGCACGCUAAAGAGCGCUAUUUCCGAUAUAGAAGUCGAUAAACUUGAAUUAACGGGUCGGACGUUACUUUCAAUUCCUGGAUACCAAGAGAAGAUAGAAUUUGGAGUUCUGGUGUUGUUCAUUUACGAGGUAGCAAACUCGAAAGAGAAAAUAAUUGUGGCUACCACCCGUAUUGAGACAAUGCUCGGAGAUACAGCUGUCGCGGUUCAUCCGAAAGAUACUAGAUACUCUCAUUUAAUUGGGAAAUAUGUACAGCAUCCGUUUUGCAACAAAAAAUUACCAAUUGUAGCUGAUGAAUUUGUUGAUAUGGAAUUUGGUACAGGUGCUGUAAAAAUUACACCAGCUCACGAUCCCAAUGAUUAUGAAGUAGGAAAAAGACAUAAUUUGCCGUUUAUCACUAUUUUCGACGAUAAUGGGAAUAUUAUUGGGGAUUAUGGACAAUUCACAGGAAUGAAACGAUUUCAUGCUAGAGCAGCGAUAAUAAAAGAAUUAACUGCGAGAAAUUUAUUGGUUGAAAUCAGAGACAAUCCUAUGGUAGUGCCAAUAUGCAGUAGAUCUAAAGAUGUUGUUGAACCGUAUGUAAAGUGUAGUGAGAUGGCUGCAAAGGCAAUGGACGCCGUAAAAUCUGGCGAACUGAAAAUUAUUCCUGAUCAAUAUAAGAAAAUUUGGUACCAUUGGAUGGAGAAUAUCAGAGAUUGGUGUAUAUCUCGUCAAUUAUGGUGGGGUCAUCGUAUUCCUGCUUAUUGCGUUAAAGUAAUUAAUGCGGUCAGAAAUGUCAAGUUAGACGAUGAUUAUUGGGUGAGCGCACAUUCAGAAAAAGAGGCUAAAAGGAAAGCUGCAAAGCAGUUGGGCACGAAUGUAGGUAAUAUUACUGUUGAGCAAGAUCCUGACGUACUGGAUACGUGGUUCUCUUCUGGUCUGUUUCCAUUCUCGAUAUUCGGGUGGCCAGAUAAGACAAAAGAACUUGAAGCAUUUUAUCCUGGUACAUUAUUAGAGACUGGGCAUGAUAUUUUAUUUUUCUGGAUAGCAAGGAUGGUCUUUUUAGGACAAAAGUUAUUAGGAAAAUUACCUUUCAAAGAGGUAUAUUUGCACGCGAUGGUACGAGAUGCUCAUGGAAGGAAAAUGAGCAAAUCACUGGGAAAUGUUAUAGAUCCUAUGGAUGUAAUUAAUGGAAUAUCGUUAGAGAAUCUUCAUAAACAACUAAUGGAUUCAAAUUUGGAUCCAAAAGAGCUUAAAUAUGCCAUAGAGGGGCAAAAACGUGACUAUCCGCAAGGAAUUCCUGAAUGUGGAACUGAUGCUUUAAGGUUUGCACUUUGCGCUUACACGAUGCAAGGUCGUGAUAUUAAUCUUGAUAUUCUUCGUGUACAAGGAUAUCGAUUUUUCUGUAAUAAAAUAUGGAAUGCGACGAAAUUCUCUCUCAUGUAUCUAGAUUCUAAUUUCGAUUACGAUGAACGUGUUCAAUCGGCAGUUAACAACGGCCAUAGCGAAAAUACGAUAGGUGAUAAUGAUUGGUAUCAAAAUACCCUAAACGAGGAUUGCGUGCAAGAUGCAUUGAAUAAUUAUUUAGCAGACUAUCCUUAUUUAGAUGGAUACAGCCCUUCGCAAAUUGACACCAAGGUUUAUCAAAAUUUUACCGUAUUAGGUACUAAUUUAACAAACUAUCCUCAUUUACAUCGUUGGUACAAGCAUAUGGCGUCUUACACUGAACAAGAACAGUCUAUAUUUCGGGCAGAGGAAGGCAAAAUAUUAUCGCAGUGUGGUUGUAAAAUACACGAUCACAAUGAUAGUAAGAAACAGUUGUAUUCUAAAACGAAUAUAGACUCUUGGAUGCUUUCCCGUGUAAGUUAUGCGGUAAAAGUCUGUGAUGAAGCAAUGGCACAGUACGAUUUUCCGACUGUCACCACUGCUUGCUAUAAUCUUUGGCUAUACGAUUUAUGUGAUAUUUAUUUGGAGUAUUUGAAACCAGUAUUUCAAAGUAACGAUAGCAAUAGAAAAUACGCAGCUAAAGAAACCUUAUUUAAGACACUAGACGUAGGAUUAAGAUUGUUAAGCCCUUUCAUGCCGUUUAUAACAGAAGAACUUUAUCAACGCUUACCUCGCAAGAAACAGUUUUAUCCCAGUAUUUGCAUCAGUCCAUAUCCAGAAGUAUCGGAGUGUAAUUGGAGGAACGAAGAAAUCGAGAAGGACAUUGAUUUUGCGAACAAAGUGAUAAAAAAUAUUCGAUCAGCGCGUGCAACGUAUAACUUACCGAACAAAAUAAAGACAGAAGCAUUUCUCGUAUGCAGUAGCAAUAGCUUGAAAGAAAAACUUCUGGAAUAUCGAUUGUUGAUAGAAACCCUCGCUUAUUCUACAAUCAGUAUAGAGACACCACCAACGGGAUGUGCCAUCGUUACUGUUACAGACAAAGUUCAAGUACAUCUAUUGUUGAAGGGCUUGAUUGAUCCAAAGAAGGAGUUGGAAAAACUUGGCAAAAAGGAGGAGCAAUUAAUAGACAUUAUCCAUAAAACUAAGCAGGCUAUGGAAGUUCCUGAGUAUAAUGUUAAAGUACCGUUGGAUAUACAAAAUAGUAACAAAGAGAAGCUAAGAAAUAAUGAAGGAGAAUUGCAACGAGUUAUUGAUGCAUUGUCAGUGCUACGUGCAAUGUAAUACUUGAAUUCUUUAGGCUCCGGAUUACCCUCUUAUUUAUUAAAUUAUAUUUUAUUAAACGUUUGUUGCCUUUAUUCAUCGACGCAUACUUUUGUAAGAUCAACUCGCGUCUUUUUAAAUUAGCACUUCGUGAAAUAGAACGAGCGAUGUAGGGAGCGUAAAUAAUCAUAGUGUUGUGAGAAAAGUUACUUUUCGUAUUAAUUUAUUAUAAAGCAUUGCCAAUAAAUGCAACAACUAUUAA